UCAGAACCAAAGACGGAGUUAGGAAACCCAAAAAAGCAGAACGAGGAACCGAAGGGUUCUACGACUCUCUCCCCUGCCCCCUAUACCUAUCUCCAUCUCUUCUUUCAUAUCCGAUGAAGUCGAGCCAAGCAGAAGCAGCUUCAUCGUCAUCCAACUCUGCCUUCUCCGACCCACCACAGCAACCGGUGGCGGUUCCUUCGUCAACGUCGCCUGCGGCGACGGCAUCGGAGAAGACGGCCUCUGUAUCAAUAUCAGCUGCGGAAGAACCUGCGGGUUCCCGGGAAGGGGGCGGUCAAGAAUCGGUCUCUGUGGAGCGUCGUGGAGAUCAUUCGGCGGUGUGUCGAUGGACGGUCGUCAAUUUCCCCAAGGUGAAAGCUAGGGCACUAUGGAGCCGUUACUUCGAGGUCGGUGGGUACGACUGUCGUCUACUCGUAUACCCGAAAGGAGACUCUCAAGCCCUCCCUGGUUACUUCUCCAUUUACCUUCAAAUCAUGGAUCCUCGGGGGUCCUCUUCUUCCAAAUGGGAUUGCUUCGCUAGUUAUCGGCUCUCCAUCGUUAACCAUCUCGACGAGUCCAAGUCCAUUCAAAGAGACUCGUGGCAUCGAUUCUCAAGCAAGAAGAAAUCUCAUGGUUGGUGCGACUUUACCCCUUCUUCCUCAAUUCUUGAACCCAAAGCCGGUUUCCUCUUCAACAACGACUCUGUUCUCAUUACUGCCGAUAUCCUCGUAUUGAAUGAAUCCAUUUCCUUCACCCGUGAUAACAAUGAGUUACAGUCUUCAUCGUCGUCUUCCUCGGUUGUCGUUUCCGGUCCUGUUUCCGACGUCUUGAAUGGGAAGUUCACUUGGAAGGUUCAUAAUUUCAGUCUGUUUAAGGAGAUGAUCAAAACCCAGAAGAUAAUGAGCCCUGUUUUCCCUGCUGGGGAAUGUAAUCUUAGGAUUAGUGUCUACCAGAGCUCUGUCAAUGGGGUUGAGUAUCUGUCAAUGUGUUUGGAGAGCAAGGACACCGAGAAGUCCGUUGUUCCCGACCGGAGCUGCUGGUGUUUGUUCCGAAUGUCGGUGUUGAACCAGAAGCCUGGGCUUAACCACAUGCACAGAGACUCUUAUGGACGCUUCGCAGCGGAUAAUAAGAGUGGGGAUAAUACUAGUUUAGGUUGGAAUGAUUACAUGAAAAUGUCAGACUUUAUCGGGCCGGAAUCAGGGUUCCUUGUCGAUGAUAUUGCUGUUUUCAGCGCAUCAUUUCAUGUGAUUAAGGAGUCCAGUUGCUUCUCUAAGAAUGGAGGUUGGCUUGGAGGGAGGAUUGGCGGAGCAAGGAAGUCCGAUGGCUAUCUGGGUAAGUUCACUUGGAGGAUUGAGAAUUUUACCAGGUUGAAGGAUCUUCUUAAGAAGAGGAAGAUUACGGGUCUGUGUGUCAAGAGCAGGAGGUUUCAGAUUGGUAACAGGGAUUGUCGCCUUAUUGUUUAUCCCAGAGGGCAGUCUCAGCCACCAUGCCACCUUUCGGUAUUUCUUGAAGUGACAGAUUCCCGAAAUACUUCCAGCGACUGGAGCUGUUUUGUCAGUCAUAGGUUGUCGGUUGUGAAUCAGAGAAUGGAGGACAAGUCUGUUACAAAGGAGUCACAGAACCGUUACUCCAAGGCUGCAAAGGACUGGGGUUGGCGUGAGUUUGUGACGCUUACCAGUCUCUUUGAUCAGGACUCUGGGUUUCUUGUUCAAGACACUGUUGUGUUCUCGGCAGAGGUGCUUAUCUUGAAGGAGACCUCUAUAAUGCAGGAUUUUUCUGGUCGGGAGUCAGAUACAAGCAAUGCUGGUUCCCAAAUUGAUGGGGUUGGGAAAAGAGGGUCAUUUACAUGGAAGGUGGAGAACUUCUUAGCCUUCAAGGAAAUAAUGGAAACCCGAAAGAUCUUUAGCAAAUUCUUUCAGGCUGGUGGAUGUGAGCUUCGUAUUGGUGUUUAUGAAUCCUUUGACACUAUCUGUAUAUAUCUGGAGAGUGAUCAAUCAGUUGGAAGUGACCCAGACAAGAAUUUUUGGGUCAGAUACAGGAUGGCCAUGGUGAAUCAAAAGAAUCCUGCCAAAACUGUGUGGAAAGAGUCCUCUAUCUGUACAAAGACAUGGAAUAAUUCUGUUCUCCAAUUCAUGAAGGUCUCUGAUAUGCUGGAAGCAGAUGCCGGAUUUCUUGUACGCGACACAGUUGUUUUUGUUUGCGAGAUUGUUGAUUGCUGCCCGUGGUUUGAGUUUUCAGACCUCGAGGUUUUGGCUUCUGAGGAUGAUCAAGAUGCUUUGUCGACUGACCCUGAUGAGCUUAUUGAUUCUGAAGACAGUGAAGGAAUUAGUGGUGAUGAGGAAGACAUCUUUAGAAACCUUCUUGCUAGAGCAGGGUUUCACCUUACAUAUGGAGAUAAUUCUUCACAGCCACAGGUCACUUUAAGGGAAAAGCUUUUAAUGGAUGCUGGUGCAAUAGCUGGUUUUCUUACUGGGCUUCGUGUCUAUCUUGAUGACCCUGCUAAAGUAAAGCGCUUGCUUCUCCCCACCAAACUCUCUAGCAGUAAUGAUGGGAAGAAGGAGGUCACACGGACAGAUGAAUCUUCUCCCAGUGUGAUGAAUCUGCUGAUGGGGGUUAAAGUUUUGCAGCAGGCAAUCAUUGAUUUACUUUUAGACAUAAUGGUUGAAUGCUGCCAACCCUCGGAAGGAAGAUCUGGUGAUGAUUCUUCUGAAACCUGCUCAAAUCCUUCCCCAGAUAACAAUGGAGCCAGCAGUCCAUCAGAAUCCUGCAGGGAAACUGGAGCGACGGAAUCUGUGCAAUCUCCUGUAUAUGAGAGGUUAGACUCUGGGGCAGAUGAAAAUACUAAUACCUAUGCAGUACAAAGCUCGGACAUGAAUAGAAGUGAUAUAGCUGGAAAGGCUGUCCCUGGACAGCCUAUUACUCCUCCAGAGACAUCUGCAGGGGGCCUUCCUGUUGACAAUGGUUUCAUUCGAUCUUCCAAGACAAAGUGCCCGGAGCAGUCUGAGGAGCUCUUGGAAUUAAUUGUAAAUUCCCUGCGAACAAUAGAUGGUGCUGUUCCACAAGGUGGUCCCGAGCCACGUAGAAGGCCUCAGUCUGCACAAAAGAUUGCUCUUGUAAUUGAUAAAGCCCCUAAACAUCUGCAACCAGACCUAGUUUCUUUGGUUCCCAAAUUGGUUGAUCAGUCAGAGCAUCCACUUGCUGCUUGUGCACUUUUGGAUCGACUUCAAAAACCAGAUGCCGAGCCUGCAUUUCGACUGCCAGUUCUGGGUGCCCUUAGUCAAUUGGAGUUUGGCAGUGAAGUGUGGGAACGUGUCUUAUUUCAGACUUUCAAGCUGUUGACAGAUUCAAAUGAUGAACCACUUGCAGCAACCAUUAGUUUUAUAUUUAAAGCUGCAUCUCAAUGCCAGCAUCUUCCUCAAGCAGUCAGAAUGGUUCGUGCUAGGCUGAAAAGUUUGGGAGUUGAAGUGUCAUUUAGUGUCCUGGAUGUUCUGGCCAAAACCAUGAGUAGGUGGGCUGAUGUCGCUGAAACAAUGUUGAGGGAGAUAGAUUCUGAUUGUGAGCUCGAUGACUGCUGCUUAACAACACCAUGUGGGCUCUUUUUGUAUGGUGAAAAUGAAUUUACUGCUGAAAGGUUGCAUUUGGUAGAGGAGCAGAUUGUGAAUGCAGGUCGUCAUUUUGCUGAUGUUUAUAUCCUGAUAGAGAUGUUAUCCAUACCUUGCCUUGCUGUUGAAGCUUCUCAAGUUUUUGAGAGAGCCGUAUCUCGUGGGGCCAUAUUGGCUCAGUCAGUAGCCAUGGUCUUGGAAAGACGCCAUGCUCAAAGUCUGGGUAUUAAUUUUAGAUCUGUUGCUGAGAAUUUUCAAUAUAAAGAUACAGUAGAGGGAAAGAUCAAUGAGUCAUUGCCAGUCCAGGAAGAUGAUUUUGCUCCUGUUCUUGGUCUUGCUGAAGCAUUGGCUCUCUCUAGGGACCCUCAAGUGCAAGGGUUUGUGAGGAUGCUAUAUGCUAUAUUGUUUAAACUGUAUGCUGAUGAGGGAUAUCGAGUCAGGAUGUUGAAAGGGCUUAUUGAUCGGGCCACUAGCACUACUGAUAACUGUCGAGAAGUAGACUUAGAUUUGGAUAUUUUGGUGUUUUUGGUCCGCGAAGAACAAGGGAUUGCCAUGCCAGUUCUGAGCAUGAUGCGGGAAGUUACUGAGCUGGCCAAUGUGGAUCGAGCUGCUCUUUGGCAUCAGUUAUGUGCUAGUGAAGAUGAAAAUACCCGUGCUCGCGAAGAAAGACAAGCUGAAGUUUCCAAUAUGGCUAGAGAGAAAGCUAUGUUGUCACAAAGGCUGAGUGAAUCUGAGGCAACUAAUAACCGUCUUAAGGCUGAGAUGAGGGCUGAAAUGGAUCGGUUUGCUCGGGAAAAGAAGGAGCUUUCUGAACAGACACAAGAAGUUGAGAAUCAGCUUGAAUGGCUACGCUCAGAACGGGAUGAUGAAAUUGCAAAGCUUUCCUCUGAGAAGAAGGUUCUUCAGGACCGUCUUCAUGACGCUGAGACUCAACUUUCACAGUUGAAGUCUCGAAAGCGUGAUGAGCUGAAGAGAGUAGUGAAAGAGAAAAAUGCUCUAGCUGAAAGGUUAAAGAGUGCAGAAGCUGCACGGAAAAGAUUUGAUGAAGAACUCAAACGUUAUGCCACUGAGACUGUGACUCGAGAGGAAGUCCGACAGUCCCUUGAGGACGAAGUCAGACGUUUGACACAAACAGUUGGACAAACUGAAGGAGAAAAGAGGGAGAAGGAAGAACAGGUUGCUCGAUGUGAGGCAUUCAUUGAUGGGAUGGAAGCAAAAUUACAUGCCUGCCAGCAAUAUAUCCAUACUCUUGAGGCUUCUCUUCAAGAAGAGAUGUCACGACAUGCCCCCCUCUAUGGUGCGGGCUUGGAAGCUUUGUCAAUGAAAGAGUUGGAAACGUUGUCACGUAUCCAUGAAGAAGGUCUCAGGCAGAUCAACGCACUCCAACAACGGAAAGGGGGUGCUGGUGGCAGCCCUUUAGUGAGCCCCCAUGCUCUUCCCCACUCCCAUGGAUUGUAUCCUAUGGCCCCACCUCCCAUGGCCGUUGGAUUGCCUCCUUCGCUCAUCCCAAAUGGUGUCGGGAUCCACAGCAACGGGCACAUGAAUGGUGCAGCGAGACCUUGGUUCAAUCCUACUUGAAGCCAGUUGCAGAAUCUUGUAGUUCUGUAUUAAGUCACAGUGAUCAUCUUUCAUCUGGCUGGUAUUUUUUCUUUACCGGUAGAGCUCAGUGAAAUUUCCACGUGAAAGGGCUUUCCACCAAUUUUUUUUCCCUCAAUUCUUCUAAUAUUUCAUAUUUUCAUUUCAGCCUUCUUUAGAGUCAUCUCUUGGCAUUUGAACUGGUAGAACCGUGGGAUGGUCUGUUAAAUAAAUAACAGAAAGGGGAAAUGCAUAGUAAGGGAAGGGAAAAUAGGGUUGUAAUAAUCAAAUGUAAGAAUGUGGAAAAUCCAAGGGAACUAGCAGUUGCAAAUGCCACAUUUCGUUCUUUUGUUGGAAAAAGCAUAUCUGGAAAAUUUUGGAAUUUUGUUGUGCCA
Messenger RNA from Telopea speciosissima, 5569 nucleotides. RefSeq lists its product as uncharacterized. The coding region runs from base 114 to 5177 and encodes 1687 amino acids. Gene Ontology annotation, molecular function: protein binding. Lineage: Eukaryota; Viridiplantae; Streptophyta; Magnoliopsida; Proteales; Proteaceae. The transcript has 10 exons. The record is from RefSeq and is a predicted model, not a curated record.